UCAUCAUUAUUUUUAGAACUAAGCUUGUAUGAGCUUCAUCGCACACCUCAAGAGGCCAUCACUGAUGGAACAGAGAUUUCCAUAUCACCUCGCAGUCUCCACAGUGAACUUAUGUGCCCAAUUUGCUUAGACAUGCUGAAGAACACAAUGACAACCAAAGAGGUGGGUGUGCAAGUUUGUUCAAGUGUAUGUUACAUGCACUCUUAUAUUAAAAUAGAUCAGUUUUCUCUUAUGUUUUUUUGCACUGGGACUGCACAUGUACAUACAUGUUCAUUGCAUAUGUUUUUUUGAAUGUCAUAGUGUUUACACAGAUUCUGUCAGGAGUGCAUAAUAACAGCAUUGAGGAGUGGGUACGUAUAUGAAGUCAUGUCUUCCUAGACUAAGACAGUGUAGUUUCUUUCUUCCCCUCACUGUCUGUCAUUCCCUGUACAUGUACAUAUACAAACAUGUACAUAGUUCCUUUUCCUAGUUUUAGCUUAAAGUUGCGUGCAAUAUAUAGGAGAAGAUGUAACAAUGCAGCAUAAUACCAACAGCAGAUUUUUAAAAUACUGGUGUAUUAGGAGAUAAUGGAACUUCAACAUGUAACCACAACACACCGAAAUUGUCCCGGUUAAAGCUGUAUAGUUAAAACCUCUCAUAAACUGGUAACCAUCUCUUGAAAGCAACCGUGAUCACUUAUUGGGGCAACACGUUUAUGGUAAGCAACCUCUUGACACGUGUAUGCACUUCACCUAGGUACUCAGGGUAUGCAGAGACCUUUUAGUGAGAACAGUCAUGUAAAUGCAAUGCAAGUUCUAUAAUGAACUAAAAGCACACAUCAGUUAAUGGAGUAGAGGGUAAAUAAAUCAUGUUCAUGUUACAGGUCAAAUUUGAUUUCAGGUUAAAUUAUUUGAACCUAGGUUGAUUCUCAAUUUCCUUGGUCUCUUAGAGCUACUAGGAGGCAAAGGAAUUGAGAAUCGACCUACAAUAGUUCAAAUCAAAUUUGACCUGUAAUGUACAUACUAAAUUGAACAUGGCAGGGCUGUCAAAAAGUAGGAGACUGAUGAUGAAUAGCAGGUGGCUUUUAAACUCACACUAAAAGCACAAGUUCUUGAGGGCCAGGCAUCUAGGAACAUAUUCAAAUUUUAGAGUCUUGGAAAUGGCGUUUCCGGGGUGUUUUCCACUGUGGACGCCAUGUUGUUUUGUCAGAAUACACUCAAGACUGAGAACAGUGCCGUGGACAUGUCCCAGGCAUUCCAAGACAUCGCACUGGUGUAAAUUCACACAUUUAAAAAAAAGAAUAUGCAUUCAAUGCCAUUCAAAACUGGGAAAUGAAUACCUUGCAAUUUUAUUCAAUGGUGCUUAUUUUUUGUUAGCAGCUAUGAUAGAAGGAGAUGAAAGUAGCCAGCUAAAGAUGGCUAACUAGCUGGCGGUUUUGGCCAGCUGCAGGCGCUUAUUGACAGCCCUGUAUGGACACAAAACCUAAAUCAACAGAAAGGACUAAAACAUUAGAGUAACAAACAGAUAGGCAUAUGGCAGCAUGGUUCUCAACAUUGAUUACUGUUUGCUGUGUUUCUUGAGGAUAAAACCAUGUUGUUUGAUAAAUUUAUCAACAGAAUGAGAAGUAGAGCAGAUUUUAAACAUUUUUGAGGCUUUGUUGAUUCAUUUAUGAGAUCCAUAUGUUUCUGUAACUUGCAUUCACAGAAACAAGGAAUGUCCAACAUGUAGGAAAAAGCUGAUUUCAAAACGGUCCUUACGUCCUGAUCCCAAUUUUGAUGCCCUCAUAGCGAAAGUAAGAGAUUUCAAUUUAACUUUUUUAAAAAUAUUUUGUGAACUGUACCAUUUCUAGUAACUGUUGCUGUAUUGUUUAAAUUAUUGUCAAGCCAUUGAUUCCUUUCAAGAGUUAUUUUAAACAAUGCACACACUGUAAAAAGUCGGAUUAACAGUUAAGUGAUUUGUGUACAAAAUUAUGUGCUUUCCGAUCUCUCGAUCCCUUUGUUUUUCGUUUUUCCUUAGAUGUAAAGUAAUUAAAAUAAAACUAUAAUGAUAGAAAUAAGAAUUAUUGUAACUUAAAAUAUUUUCCUUCCUUUCCUUUCCUUUCACUUUAUUUUUCUUUUAACUGGGCAGCCUAGAUUGGCAAUUGUUAUUUUGUGGGCCAGUCUAUUGUAAUUACUAUUUUUAUUAAAUAAAGUUGAAGUUGUAAUUUUAUGUUAUUUAAAGAAUAUAUACACUGUACCUGUUUUUAUGUAUGUGGUGUAAAGGUUUCUUACUCCCAUAACGUGAUGAUCAUUUACAACAUUUUUUUUAGAUUUACCCAGACAGAGACGAAUAUGAAGCACAUCAGGUUAGGAAACUCUAGAAAAUCUAAAUACAUGUAGAUACUAACAACGGAAAAAUAGUUAAAAAAGAAAAAGAAAGAAAAAUUACUGAUCCAAAGUAAGCAAUUUACCAUCUUCUCACAUAAAGUGCGAAUUGCCUUGUGGGCUAUGCAAUUUUAGUCAAUGCAUAAUGCAAUUCAAACAUGUAGUGCAGGACACAAUUCUCAUUGUCAGUGACAAGACUGUAAGUAUCAUGGAUAAAAUUCUUGCAUAAUUUCGGUAAAAUCCAGUGUAAAGCUUAGCAAAUGCAAACAAUUUUAACCACUGCAACCUGUAGACUGUUGAGUAUCAUUAAUUUGUAUUGUACAGAAUCAAUAUGGGGGUGUUAAUGCAUAACACUGCACUACCUUGAAAACUACCCUUUGCAAAAAACAUUACAGGAAAAUAGGAACAUAUCUAAUGGCUAGUUCUUCAAGGAAUUCCACUAGCUACCUUUAGCAUGAUCCCCAACUAUUUUUGCUGGAAAGAAAAGCAAAAAAUAGGGUACAUAAAAAUCUUCAUGGAUGUUCAGUUCUGCACUUACCGGUACUUAUAAUAAUUAUUGCAAAACUCCAGCAAGUUGAAAUCUUAAUGACAGCCCCAGGGAAGAUCCUAUGCUAAGUGAUUUAAUUUCCUGAACAACACAGCAACUUUCACCAUUAGCUGUCAUCAGUUAUGUUCAGGCUCAUUUGUACAUUGUACAAAUUAAGUUGAGGAAUACCAGAUUUCAGUUUUGUAAUAAGGCUGUGCUCUAAGGAAAAUAAUAAUAUAAUAUAUUAUAAUAUAAUAUAUUAUUGAAGGGAGCUCAGUGCUCUGAAACUGUAAAAUCUAGGGUGCCCAGCAUAUGAUUUGUAUGAAGAAUCUGAGAUUUUCUAGUCACCCAAGGGCAAAAGUUAGGUGCCAGGGGCCACCGGGCUCUACUAGAGCACAGCCCUGGUAAUGUUUGAGCAUUUUUAUAACUAAAGUUAUUUGUGGUACCUACAUGUACAAAAGUUCUUGAAACUAAAAAUGUCUUAAAACUGAAUUGGAACUCUUGACUUCAUGUGAAUGCUAAUCAAUUUUACUCACCUGUUUACAGGAAAAGGUUUUACAGAGGUUAAACAAGCAUCACAAUCAACAGGCAUUAACAAGUAGCAUUGAAGAAGGGCUUAAACUUCAGGCAAUUAACAGAGCUCAGAGGGUGGUAAGUUAUGUUAACUUUGUAAAUUAUGACUCAUACACUGUACAAGUAGCUGCAGUACUCUUACACUGUAAGUUAAAAGUCUAGUGUAUUACUUUUCUUUCUCAGGGAACACGACUGAAAUCCCAAACCUCCUGUGGUAGAAAAACAAAUCAGUUUUUCAUAGCAUUUGAAUUGGUGAUAAAAUAAUUGUGUGCACUCCUAACUGCUCUCACAACUUUGGUCAGAGCAAAAAUUUAUUCUCUAAUCAUGUCAACUGUGGAACUGAUACAGACCAUGGAUUUUUUUGGACCUCAGCACUCUACAUGCACACAACAGCAAUAAACUGCUUAAAAGCUUUUUGCUGAUUUGGCAGAGAUGCAUCUUAUGUUCCCUUCAGCUGAGUCGUCUUAAUGCCUUCCUUGUUGCUAAUUAUUUUAUUUCAGAGGAAGAGGUCAUCAGAUGACCCAGGUAAUGAUGCAGGUACAGGUAUGGUAAAUUUUCACAUCCGGGUAAAAAUUAGUUAACACAACUGAUAGAACUGUGAAGCAAAACCUGCCCAGCGGUUAGAGCUUAAGGUGGCUCAACACAGUUUGAUAGGUUGUGGAUGGUUUCCUUUCAUGGGGUUUGGUGUUGUUUAAGACUUGUUGCAGGAAUAAAGCUCAAAUUUGGCACAGACAAUAAUAUUAUUAUUUAUAAGACACUGAAUUUAUCGGGUUAAAAUGUAAGAUUUGAUGGUUGUCAUUACAAUGUAGUCGAUUGAAAACAAGCACAAAAUUUUGAAUAAAUCAGGUUGACCCAAAUCCAGUCAUUAUUUCCUAAUGAAUUUGCACACUGAGAAAUCGUGUACAACAACCUUAUUUUAUUUUACUUCUUUUUUUGUUUGAGAAGCCUAAAAAUGUGUGAACCACAUAGUUAUUGUUUCUGAGACAUAACAAUGGAUACAAAAUUUGACAAAGAUAUUGUUUUGGUUAGAAAAGGGUAUUUGGUUGUUUUAUCUUCUCAUUUAAAGUGGUUAUAGAGUUGCUGUAGUUUUUGUACAGAUGUUGAAAUAAUACAUCACAGCUGUGGUACACAUACAUAAUUGAGUGUAAAGAGUUUGUUGGAAGUAUCAGCUUUGCUAUUUACAGUGUUUCUGUCAUGUUUUUCCCUGGUUUUAAUUUAUGUUCAUUGUAUGUCGUGUUCACUUUUGUUACGCAAAAGACUGUUUUUCCUAUUUAGCAGGAACAGGGGGACCAGGAACACCAGGUUCCACAGGGCAGCCAUCUGUAGGAGAGGGAGGCAGCAAUACUGUGCGAAAAAGACAGAAAACGUCCUCUGAUCCUGAGUCUGAUGCCAGUGAAAGUGAGUUUUUGAACAAUGGUAACCAGAAAGUCAUAGGCUCAACUUCUUUUGGGAGUACAGUUGAACCUCUGCUUGAAAACACUCUCAAGAGAAAGUGUAACAGAAUUAUUCAAAAUAGCCACCCAGCUAUCGUAGUUGAAUUUGAAGGAUGCUGGUACACAGAACAUAAAUUAUCAAGGGUAAUAAUUUUCAGAUAGCUAAGGUGAAAAUUAUUUUGGCUAUUUGCUAUGGCAACCAAAACAUCCAGAGCAUUGAACUCUGAACAAUACUGAAAGUUUCCUUCCAUUGUUGCAGUAAAAAUAUGCAGUUUUAAAGGUGUUCUUUACCAUUAUUUUAACAGACACUUUGGACUCCACUGGAGAAGCAGCAGCAGAAACAUCGGAGCCUCAAAAUGUGAGUACAGAAAGGGCUGCUGCACAUGCUGCACAUGGCAAGCUGUAGCUAUACUGAGUAGUAAUGUUGAUGCUUACCAAUGCCUAUUAAGUUCUGUGAAACUUAAUUUGACCAGAUACAUGUUGGGAAAUGCAUGACUGUUACUUAUCUAGCAAUGUUUUGUUUAUGUUGUUGAUUAUCUUAACCAAUAAAUACAUUACUUUUAUCAAUGAAAAAUAGUGAAACUUAGAGUUAGAGAAGUGUCAAAUUAUCGUGGGUGAGCAAUCAAAUUGUUAGAACUAGACGUUCCAAGUGACUGUCAAUUUCUGACUGAUUGACUUGAUGAAUGACUAACUCACAGGCUGACUGACUGAUUGACUUACUGACUGAGUAUGGUCACUGACUGACUGGCUGACUGAAUGAAUAACUGACUGACAGUUUGACUAAAAAACUGACUGGCUAACUGAAUGACUCAUUGCUUGUCUACUGACAUUCGACUGAAUGGCUGGCUGACUGACUGACUGACUGACAAGCAAGUCGACUCUUGCCCAUGUAAUGGCUGACUGGCUGAGUGUCAUUUGUUGCUGUAGUUUGACCAUAAAAAAACAAAAGAAAAAGACAAAAACUGUGUUCUUUGAAUGGUAGAGUUAUGUUGUGUCAUUGUUGACAUGAUCUUGAUUCAAAUGUGUUCUUAUCAAGCUCUGGUAUGAUCAGUGCAUUAAUCACUGCUUUUAUCAACAGGAAAUCGAACUUGUUUUUAAACCACACCCUAAAGAUCACGAUCCAGAGACGGUGGCUCAACAAACUCGUUACAUCAAGACAACAGCAAAUGCUUCAGGUGUGCUAGCUGUAUACUUCACAGUAAAAUGCUUUUAACAGUCUUGGAAAAUGAUACAGUACUAUAGGUUCAGUUUACUAGCUUUAUUUUUACCUUUACUUUAUUUAUUUAUAUAUUGAUUUAUCUUUAUACUUUUUUUUUUUUUUGUAGUUGAUCAUCUGGCCAAAUACUUGGCCAUGAGACUUGCACUAGAGUCUCAAGAAGAUACAGGUCAGUGAAAUCUGUGGAACUCAUUUAUUUGCAUGUUCAGAUGUACAUGUCUCUUAACACCGGGAAUAGCCCGUUGUGUUGUUGAAUAAUGAAUUGUACUAUUUCCUGAAAACUGUCUAAACAGCUCAAGAAAAAAGAUAAGGAACACGGUGAAAAUAAAGUUAAAGAAGAAGCAGUUUCUUGUCGAUUUAAAUUUUCAGUUAUCAAGUAUGAGUUUGUGUGUGUUGCUGUUCAGAUGUUUAGGUCGAUAGUAAUAAUUGUUGGUUGACAAAAAAAUAAGGUUUUUUUCCUUUUUGGCAGAAGAUGCAUGAAAAAAAAAAAUAGUUCCCGGUGUGGGGAAACGCCUCUUUUGUUCUUGUCAACCAACAUGACCGCCAUAAAGUCAGCUGCAAAUCAGCAAUUCCAUAUUCCAUUGAUAGUUUUGAAGCUUUUUUUUUUCAAAAUUUCUAGGCGCCAGUUCAUCAGAGGAUGGAGUGGAAGUGCCACAGUUUACAAUAUACAUUGCUAGCACACCUGGGCAGUAUACGGUAAGUAUUACAGGGACAGGUUCACGGUUAAGCGCAUGUUUAUUAAUUAAAUUACUUUCUUCCAAUUUAUUAUUUAUUCUAUCGGUUAAUAAUCCCACUCACAUGUAUCUCAGCGAUCUCAGAGUGCAUUUCAAAGUAGAAGUGUAUUUCAGAGAAACCUAUAGUAGGAUGGGGGAGUACUAAAAUCGCAGAAAAAAUUAGUGGAUUAUGCCAACACUACGAACGUUGAAUUUAUUGUUGACCCGAAGGUUUUAUUCCAUGGUUGAUUAAUUUACAGCUAUUUGCAAAUAUUUAAGUUGAUAAAGUGCAAGUGACUGCCAGGGGAGGGUGCAGAUUGGUUCUUUGAGAACAUUAUUACAUGAUCAUAUUGCUUGCAUAGACGAUACAGCAUGUCCCAGCAGAAAAACAGCAUUUUGAUAAAUGAGCAUGCGCUGAACCGUGAACCUGUCCCUUUAAAGGUAUUCAAAUCAAAAUGCAUUGUUUAUAGUAGAACUAAACUUGGCAUUCCACUUAACGAAUUGAACUCAGAAGUGUCUAGAAACGAUUCCAAACUCUUACCCAUGCCAUUUGGGUUUUACUUGCCUGGGGUCAACCAAUUGCUUGUCUUAAGCCUCGUGUUUGGUGAAACCAGGUUUAAAAAUAUUAUUGCCAAUAAGUGGAAAGAAAAUUUAAGGAGUGGAUUUUCCAAGGGUUCAAGUAAAUUUGGGCUUACUCGGCUUCCAUUUGCGCCAAAUUUGUUUUUGAAAAAAACUGAUUGGGCAGCGUUUAUGAAAGAAAAAAACCUUGAAACUUUGGUGUGACGGAGGCGUUAGUUAAUGACUUAGUUGGAAGAGGGCUUGUCUAGACCCUUACCCUUUAGACAAGUGAGCUUUUUAAAAAAUGUUACUUGUCCAGCAGGAAAAGACUACCGAACUGGACUUGCCCCAUAUUUUUUAACUCUCACCGUCAUAAAUUGAAUCCCUUAACCAUUUUUUUUCUUUUUCUUUCAGCCACUUCCUGGUUCAAUGACGCUGGAUUACGUCAACGAGAAGGUAAUAACCUAUUCGUAGAAGUGAAUUUUUCCACAAAUUAUACAGAACUCUUCAUGCAUAUCUAACAAAUUACAACACCUUUUUUUUUUAGUACUGGAAAGUAAACAAGCCAUUGGAGAUGUAUUAUGCGCUCAGUAAACCACCGCAGAAUUCUUGACAACUGUCCCAUUUUCCAACUCUGUAUAAAUCUCUAGACACCAAAAGGAUUUGUAAGGAAGAAAAGGCGCUCUUAUUUAAACAGUUAAAAACGAAAAGAAACCUUGGCAAUCAUCGCUGUCCAUAUAGUCUGUGUCUUUUUAUAGGAGUAACACGGACUGCAAGAAUAAUGGAAAAUCUCGGAGCUUGAUGUAAGGGAGAUAUAAGUAAUGAUUUUAACUUUGUGUUUUAAGCCUUUCUAUUUUGACCUCAGGUCCAAAGGUCGUGUAAAAGGUAUGAAUCGUACGGCAGUUUUUCAUGUUUCGACAAACAGCCAAAAAAAACUAUUUAAGAACAAACAAACCUUGGCCUUCGCACUUGUCCUCUGCCCUCAAGAUGUUACUUUGAAGAUGAAAGCGAUCCCUAUAUUAUUAUUUUUAUUUUUGUGAAACGUAUCAUUUUUUCGCUCCAUGUAAGGGAAUCCAAGUCAGUCUUGGAUUCUGGAUUCCACGCCAUAGAUUCCAGAUUCCGGGUCCUAGAUUUCGGAUUCUUUGUCAGUGGAACUUGGAUUCAGGAUUCCAAUCGUUAGUGAGAUUUCGGAUUCAUUGAGCUGUAUUCCGGAUUCUUAAGCCCAGGUUUGCGCAUUCCACAAGAAAAAUAUCCCGGAUUCCGGAUUCCGGAUUCCCUUACAGGGGGUGAAUUCUUCGAGCGUUAAACGUUCAUUCACGUGACUGCACUGUGAAACAACAGAUCUAUGUCAGUCCCACACAUAAAAGCGCGUAGACCACUUGUUCCCCUUUUUAAUGAGCUCCCAGCAUUUCUCAUUCUUAUUUGGAAGUCGUCUCUUCCAUGACAUGCUUUUGAAACAGCUUUAAUGUUAAUUUGUUACAUGUUAAACUGUACCUUUCCACUGCAAGCUUUGACUGAGGUUGUAAAUUACUGUGCUAUCAAUAAGUGUAGUCAAUCUGGCUUAGAUUGUUUCUUGUAAUGAGGUUACAGUAAUAGCUUUGAUGACAAUAAAGCCGUUUACAUUGUCGCUUCCGUGUGUUGAUCAUCUUAGGGGCUGUUUAAUAUGGAGGGAGGAAGGUCGUGAAGAAGGCGUAACAACUCAUCGUUGGGUUUACGUGCAGAAAUUUCGGUCCGUGUGGUGCCCAAGUAGAAAAGGAUUGACAAGGAAUUAUUAAAAAACAAAAAUGCAAUUUGUGCCCUUCUGCUCUGUUUAAUUGCAUUAAUACAUGUAACGUCUUUUCAGCACAAUUAUCAUAAUAACCAGCUCGUGCUAAUGCCAAACGAAAUGAUCGGCCUUUAUAGCCGUUAUUACCGACCCGCCGCCAUUUUUGUCUGGUUUGUCCUCAGAUCUUCCUACCGAAGACAGUUUGCAUCGUUCUAGGGUCUUCGUAAUUGUACUAGGAUCUUCCUAUACCUCUUAGCUAGGAAUUAUAGAAGAUCCUAGCGCUGGGUACAACUACAACCCUUUGCAUGUAAACCGAAUACAUGUACGGAAAACAUAUGACGCAAGGAUGGUCCACCUUCUAGGAUCUUUCUGGUGCUCGGGUCUUCUUCCCUCCCAAGGCAUGUAAACAGCCCUUUAGUCUUGAAAAAGCAAAGCGAGCUGCUCGGGUUUGCAUGAUGGAAAUCCCGAGGACUGGGUUUGGCCUUUCACGUGGAUACCAUGGCUGUAACUUCGUGAAAGGUACAUGUAUAGCUUUAAAUCACAGCCCUUUCAAGGGACUGUACACACUUGCUGGGUAUCCGAUAUGUGACUGUACACAUAGUAACUCCACUUAGGCACAAAAGUGAGCACCGACAAUUAAAGUCCCAACCUUCCACUUGGGCCACCAGCACCGCAGCACCGAGCCCGAAUUCUACAGCGGGUGUGAAAAAAGGGUGUGUUCACAUUAGUAAGCAGCGAAUACCAAUGUUGGGCACCACGUGUGAACUCCGCCCAAAUAUGCCUAAAACGCAACCCUUUCGCAAACUAUUGGUUCUUCUCAGCACAUAGCCAGUAGAACGAAUCAACUAAAAAUGGAACAACAUGUUUCGAUCGAUAUAAAUGUCCAAUCACUUUCCCAUGUUAUUUCUCGGUGAAAUUAAUGGGGGUGGAAAUGAGAAUUUUGAAUAUGGAAUCAGACCAAGACAAGUCCGCUUUUUUUCCUGUCGUAAAAUUUAUAUGCACUACGGAAUCCGACACAGACUCGUAUCCUUUAGGUAAAGAAACUUUCAUCAAAUGACCAGCGGACUCGGUGUCCAAAAUUUAAAUUUUAAGAUUUCAUAACAGUUUCAAAAUGUUGCCGCAAGUGAUACUUUGAGAUGAGCGUUAAUACCUGGGUGCCCUGUGGUAAGAACGAACCUGUUAAUUAUCAUCGCCGCCGUUAAGCAGACACGUUACGAAUGGUACUAAUCCAUUCUAGUGUAAACUUAGACCAAUGUCAUCUCGGGACUAGAAAAAUGCAAGUCUUUUUGGGCAACCAAAAUCAUGCAAGGCAAAUAAUUGAUGUAUAUGUCUUAAAACGUCCUUCAUUCAGCUAUGUUAAGGGGUGCGGCAGAGUAAUCCGCGCUCGAGAAGUUGGAGUCGAAAGCAACCAAAGGAGGCUUAAUUUCAAUUUUUAAUUAUAUAAAUAGAGUUGACGCAUAGAAUUUGCGUAGCUUGGCCCACUCUAUAACUAAGCAACAGCAACAUGUUAAAGUCACUAAUUUGCCGAAAUACCCUCCCAUGCUCAGAUGUUAAUUAUUAUUCUAAACAUAGUGCACGGUAAAACGUUUUAAUAAAAAUUUCAUAUAGCAAAAAGCAUUCCUCAUACGGCUGUAUCUGCGUUGCAUUUGAAUCUUUUUUUAAUUUUAAGUUUUCAUUUUUGGCUCUAGAAAUUUAUUAUCGCAAAUUGCACUCGAAAUCAUGCGAUUACCUAUAUUGUGAAAUUGAAUUUCCAUCGAUUAAUCACGUAAAUUACGUAUAAUAUUCUGUUAUCCAUGAAUUGUAAAUCCAACAUGGAUUCCCCGCGGGGUGGGAGGGCGGGUCGCUAAAUCUGAUCUAACAGCGGCGUCAGAGUAGAGUAGUUAGCCUCCUACGCAGACGUUUUAAGGGGUUCGUUACGCGUUCCUGCUUUCGUGGGGCAGGAACGCGUGACGAACCCCUUAGAACGUAUGCGUGGGAGGCUUUAGAGUAGUCUGCUACACAACUGUUUGUACUGUUGGGAGGAGUGUUGCGUGACGACACUAAAAACGGCUGUGUAGCAGACUAAGAGUACGUAGAGUGCAAGAGUUGGGCCCAACGAGGUCCUAUAUAUUCAUAAUUUACAUAUCCUCAGGGCAUUCUAUAAAUAUAUCAAAUAUAUGGUGCUAAUUAAAAAUUUUUUCGGUUCGCCAGUUUGUUUUUGCAACAGCAGGAAGUGACGUUAGCGCACGUGGUGUAGAACAUCAGUCUUUUCAUGCAUGUCCUUGCGCUGCUGAAAGACUGAAAACGCUGUGUAACUACUAAUUGUUUCUUAUUCUCAAGAUCUGGAUAACACGAUUUAGAUUUAUCUGCAACUAACUUAACUCGACACUGUGCAUGAGGAAAGCAUGUUUUGGUCUACUUUGGAGCUGCUGAGUAAUUAUCUCCCUGAGAUUGGCUUAACUGGUGUUUACACGGUCGCUAUAUUAACGAUUGUUGGCUUCUAUUCCGAUUGUCUACGGCAAAAGAGAAAAGAAAAAGAGUCCUACGAUGACCAAGAUCAGCUCGGUAGGCGACUGGGAGUCUUUGAAAGCGUGAUUGAUGAUUUGCAUAGCUAUGGGGGAAGUAUACGAACGAUUGUUCUUUUGCUGAAAUCGAGAGUUCCGCUUCAAGCGAGUGAGGUUCGUGAAGUUUUGGAACGUUUGCCAAGAAAACAUCCUAUUCUCCGUAUGCGAGUCAAAGAGAUCGAUAUCAAAGGAAGAGGGAGACCGCUGAAAUGUUUUGUCGAGAUGGAGGAACCUUGUACUUUAGACUUUUUUGUCAAAGGCCAUAAACCUGCUCGAAACUGGGAAUCUACGUUUGAAAAAGAACUUCAGAGUCCUUUCCAGGUUUCCACGGGCCCCCUGUGGAGAGUUAGAAUGCUCCGGGAAGAAUAUGACCCAAGGGAGGGGUCGUACAGUAAUACUCUGGUCUUCACAGUACAUCAUCUCAUUGCCGAUGAUACCUCUCUUCUCAAUCUUUCCAGGGAUUUCUUAGACUUCUUGAACACUAAGCACAAAAACAACUCCCAAGACUGGGAUGAAAAAUUGCUGUUAAAUACUCCACCCUUGAGGCCUUCUCUAACAGAGAUUAUUAAAGGCCAUCUAACUCUCUCACAGCUGGAAAAAGUAUUUCUUGCCGUCAAGUCAAUCUUGGCACGAAUGUUGAAAAGGAUCAUGGGUAAGCCAAGACAUCAGUUUACUGGAGUUUUUCCACCAACAAGUUGGCAAGAUCCAAGUAUAAUUAAGAAAACUUGCAUUCUGACAAAAGUUUUGCGCAAAGAAGCCAUUUCAAUGCUUGUGAGAAACUGCAAGGAGAACAGGUGCUCUGUUCACGGAGCUUUCAUUGCUGCAACAACCAUUGCCAUGGCAACCAUGUUGCAAAAUGGCAAGAUAAGAAUACCAACAACAAUUCCUGUGAGUUUUAGUGUCAAUGUCAGACAAGAAUGCAAGCCACUGGUGAUGGGGAAUGAGUUGGGUUGCUUCUCAUUAGAUUGUGACCUUAAGAUUCCUGUGCCUGCAAGCAAUAAAACAGAGGAACCCUUUUGGAACUUAGCCAAGAAAUGCACAGAAGAUUUACACCAAGCUGUUUCUAAAGGCAAUCAUCACUCUACGUUGAAGUCACUUUGCACAUUGAGCAUAGACUAUGCAAGGAAGAUGUACAAAAUCUCUAAGAACAAGAAAACAGCAGGGCGUUUGGAUACUUUGAUCAACAUAACCAAUUUAGGUUGCCACAAUUUUGGAGAUGAAAGUGGUAAAAAGUAUUUUGAGUGUAGCGGAGCAUAUUUUGCCAGUGCUGGGCAUAAUUUUGGUCCUGUGUUCGAAAGCAAUGUUGUCACCAUUAAUGAUGAACUGUUCUGGAGCAUUGUAUAUUAUAGCAAUGUGGUUUCACAAGACAUUGCUUCCCAAUUUACAGAUUUAGUUUUUGAAACUUUAAAUUUUUAUACCUAA
Messenger RNA from Porites lobata, 13091 nucleotides. NCBI's taxonomy places the organism in Eukaryota, Metazoa, Cnidaria, Anthozoa, Scleractinia, Poritidae. The record is from the annotation of a GenBank genome assembly.